Messenger RNA from Elgaria multicarinata webbii, 1049 nucleotides. It is a transcript of the gene SSR2, whose product is annotated as signal sequence receptor subunit 2. Gene Ontology annotation, cellular component: endoplasmic reticulum; membrane. NCBI's taxonomy places the organism in Eukaryota, Metazoa, Chordata, Lepidosauria, Squamata, Anguidae. Bases 69 to 620 code for a protein of 183 amino acids. The transcript has 6 exons. The record is from RefSeq and is a predicted model, not a curated record.
GCGGGGUUCCGGAGGCCGCCUGAGUGCUGACGCUCUCUUCCGUUCUGCUGGCAGCGGCAGGAGCAGAGAUGAAGCUCUUGGUUUUCGCGCUACUGGUUGUGUUCUCCUCCGUCCGCUGCGAGGAAGGGGCCAGGCUCCUGGCCUCCAAGUCUCUGCUGAACAGAUAUGCCGUGGAAGGGCGAGAUCUCACUUUGCAGUACAACAUCUACAAUGUUGGUUCUAGUGCUGCUUUAGAAGUAGAGCUUUCGGAUGAUUCCUUUCCCCCAGAAGACUUCGGCAUUGUUUCCGGCAUGCUCAACGUGAAAUGGGAUCGGAUCGCCCCUGCCAGCAACGUGUCCCAUACGGUGGUCCUGAGGCCCCUGAAAGCCGGCUACUUCAACUUCACAUCAGCCACGAUCACGUACUUGGCCCAGGAGGGAGGCCAGGUGGUGGUUGGCUUUACCAGCGCCCCGGGACAAGGGGGGAUCCUGGCCCAACGCGAAUUCGACAGGAGGUUUUCGCCCCACUUUCUGGACUGGGCAGCCUUUGGGGUCAUGACUCUGCCUUCCAUCGGCAUCCCACUUCUGCUGUGGUACUCAAGCAAGAGGAAGUACGACACUUGCAAGACCAAGAAGAACUGAGCGGCGCCCAGCCAAUCCAAUCCCCUUCCCGUCACGGUUGCAUUCAGGAGCGGCAGCAGGAGAGCUCCACCCCCGGAGCUCUUAUCAGGCGAGGCGAUUUCGGGGUUGGCCUGCCGUCGGACGCGACGGAUAGCCGGGUGUCUCUGACACAGGGCUGCCUCCUCCUGUUUGCUGUGCCGUACACGUACAGCCCCUCACCGGCCACGGUGCUGAGACAUCCAUCGGCAACCGAGACGACUCCUUCCGCAUCAGACCCGCUUUCCUCGGCCAAAAGGGAGUACUGCAAGAAAGAAGCACACUCGACCGCCCCCCGGAGAGGAAAAAUCAGAGCCAGGGAACAGAUCGAUUCUCUUUCUCUCCGAGAGAUCUGCCGUGCCCUGUAGUGACAGGGUGUUUUUUUUACCAUAAAAAUAAAACACAAACCAUGAA